AUGUAUACAAUGGCGCUCGGCGGUUGCACUCUUUCGUCGGACAAUAUAGUGAUAAAGUCGCCGACCGACUGUCGAUUGUACAGGUAUAUACAACUUCGGAAUGGCCUCUGUGCUUUGCUCGUCCACGAUCCUGAGAUUUACUCUGAUGGACCCCUUGAGCCCUCAAAAAUUGCUGAAAAAGGCGAGGAAGAAGAAGACGAAGAAGAAGAGUAUGAAGAUGAAGAAGACGAAGAUAGUGAAGAAGACGACGAUCAGGAAGAGGAAGAUGAUCAAGAUGAGGGGAAUGAAUCAAAAGAAAAGAUAAAGACUCGUGCUUCUGAGAAGAAGGUAAGUGUAGUGUUUUUAUAA
Ilex paraguariensis (yerba mate) is the source of this 348-nucleotide messenger RNA. The record is from the annotation of a GenBank genome assembly. NCBI's taxonomy places the organism in Eukaryota, Viridiplantae, Streptophyta, Magnoliopsida, Aquifoliales, Aquifoliaceae.